Molecule: messenger RNA, 1809 nt
Organism: Engraulis encrasicolus (European anchovy)
Lineage: Eukaryota; Metazoa; Chordata; Actinopteri; Clupeiformes; Engraulidae
Product: zinc-binding protein A33-like
Exons: 6
Coding region: 1-1410 (469 amino acids)
Biological process (GO): protein ubiquitination
Cellular component (GO): cytoplasm
Molecular function (GO): protein binding; ubiquitin protein ligase activity; zinc ion binding
Source: RefSeq, a predicted model, not a curated record
AUGGCGUCUUCUCAAGAGGAGGACCUGUCCUGUCCCGUCUGUACGGAGAUCUUCAAGGAUCCUGUGGUACUGUCCUACAGCCACAGUGUGUGCCAGGCCUGUCUGCAGCAGUUCUGGGACUCCAAAGGGUCCAAAGAAUGUCCAGUCUGCAGGAGGAAAUCCUCAAUGGACAAUCCUCUAGUCAACCUUCACCUGAAGAACCUGUGUGAGACUUACUUACAGGAGAUGAGUCAGAGAGCUUCAGCAGGGUCUGAGGUGCUCUUCAGUCUGCACAGUGAGAAACUCAAGCUCUUCUGUUUGGAGGAUAAACAGCCUGUGUGUGUUGUGUGUAGAGAUUCAAAACUACACAGAAACCACUCCUUCAGUCCCAUCGAUGAAGCUGCAACAGAUGUGAAGGAGGAACUAAAGAUCAAACUGGAGCCCCUUACAAAGACACUGAAGACAUUUAAGGAAGUUAAACUCAUCUAUGAUCAAACAGCCACACAUAUCAAGACUCAAGUCAAGCACACAGAGAAGCAGAUCAAGCAGGAGUUUGAGAAGCUUCACCUCUUUCUACGAGAUGAAGAGGCAGCCAGGAGAGCUGCACUGAAGGAGGAAGAGGGGAGGAAGAGUCAGAUGAUAAAGGAGAAGAUUGAGAAGAUGAACAGAGAUAUCUCAUCUCUUUCAAACGCAAUCAAGGGCAUAGAAGAGGAGCUGAAAGUUGAUGAUAUCACAUUUCUGAAGGUGGGACCUGUCAGUUAUUCCAGAGCCCAGUGCACACUGCAGGAUCCAGAGAAGCUUUCAGGAGCUCUGAUCAAUGUGGCAAAGCACCUGGGCAAUCUGAAGUUCAGAGUCUGGGAGAAGAUGCAGGAGAUUGUUCAAUACACUCCUGUCACUCUGGAUCCCAACACUGCACACCCACAUCUCAUCCUGUCUGAGGAUCUGACCAGUGUGAGACGUGGUGAUGAGAGACAGCAGCUUCCUGAUAAUCCAGAGAGAUUUGAUCUCCAUACCAGUGUGCUGGGCUCUGAGGGCUUUAACUCAGGGACACACUGCUGGGAUGUGGAGGUUGGGGAGUACCCAUGGUGGAAUGUAGGUGUGAUGACAGAGUCUCUCCAGAGGAAGGGGAAGUGUGACUUUAAGAGUAGACAGUGGACUGUGUGGUAUAAAGAUGGUAAAUAUAGAGCAAGUGCCACUCCACAGCCUGACACUCUACUCACUGUGAAGCAGAAGCUCCAGAGGAUCAGAGUGCAGCUGGACUGGGACAGAGGAAAGCUGACAUUCACUAACCCUGAUAAUGACACACACCUACACACCUUCACACACACUUUCACUGAGAGAGUGUUGCCUGACUUCAAUAAUGGCAAUGCAGGCUCUCUUCUGAGCAUUCUACCCUCGAAAACCUCAAUAAGAGUAGAGCAGCACAGUUAAAGAUGACAGCACUGCCUUUGGUCAGGGUAAUGAUGAGGGCUCAUGAACAUCACUGCCUGUGGUCAGAGUAAUGAUGAGGGGUCAUUGAUGAAUCCGGAGACACCGUGGUGUAUCAUGAAGCAUUACCAUGAAUGGUGAAAGGCCUGGAACAUUAUGAAGCAUCAUGAAGUAUGACACAUUUAGGUAAAGAUAGUUUACACUCAACUCUUAGUGUAUUCCCUCUGAAUUUGGUCCAUGGCAAAUUAAAUGUAUUUCCAUAUUGCAGAUGGAACUGAAUCCAUUUACAUGCAGUGGCAUGCUGUAAUACUGUGAUAUUGUGCUACUUUAUGCACUUAUGGUAAUGAUGAUUUUUCAAACCCCUUGAUUUCGCCAAACAUAUUAGUUUAAUCUGUUAUCAUU